This is a messenger RNA of Exophiala mesophila, 1290 nucleotides long. RefSeq lists its product as uncharacterized. Lineage: Eukaryota; Fungi; Ascomycota; Eurotiomycetes; Chaetothyriales; Herpotrichiellaceae. The transcript has a single exon. The coding region runs from base 1 to 1290 and encodes 429 amino acids. The record is from RefSeq and is a predicted model, not a curated record.
AUGGGUGUCGUGAAAUUUACCAACCAUGCGGACCAAAUGAUUGAAUCGUUGACGCUUGACUUCCAGGGUCAGAGCAAGGUCUUUCUACAUCAUGACAUGGGCACGGCCAGACCGAGAAACGUCUCUGAAAGCUAUCUCUUCAGUCGCCAUGCGGACUUGCACUGCGAUCAAGGAAUUCAGCAGAAAGGCAAUUAUUUUUGGCCUUUUGCGUUCCGAAUUCCCCUCUUUGCAGCGCCUCGUCUUCUAGAUUCCGAGUUCCCGGAAAUAUUCUAUCCCGAACUUCCGUGGAGAGGUGACUUUGUCAACGAGCCCUUUACUGCCCAUCCUCUGCCGCCGAGCAUGCAAGAGAUGGGCAGAUCGAUGUGCAGCAUUCAAUAUAAACUGGCAGCCUCGCUGGUAUAUCGGCUGCCAGCAUCCUCCAAGAGCAAGAAAAUGCAGGCGUCACGGACAAUUCCCGUCCAAAGCUUGGACAUGUCCUCUGCCACCUCGUCUGGGCCCGGGAAUGCAUACGUGAUUCAUCGUCACACAUUCCCAGAGGGCAAAUCUUCUUCCUCCCAGCAUUUCCUGCACCUGCUGCCCGGGUUCCGUGGCGAACAGCAGUCUUACACCGAUGUGAAGAUCUGUUUCUCAGCUCUGCUGCCGAAAACACUGAACCUUAACGUGCGACAAGCAUUGUCCAUCCCGAUCUGUUGCGCGAUGAAAAAGGGCCCCCCCGACGUCAGUGUUGUGGUGCCACGUGCAAUUCUUGAAGUUCAUUCCGCCAAGAUCAGCCUGUUCCAGCAUACUCGCAUCCGAGCAGGAUCACAUUCCAACGAGACUGUCAAACGUAUCUUUACGCGCAAGGGUAGCUGCGUCAUUCCCAUCACUCGCAGCACAAGCAAAGCCACAUCCAACGAAGAGGGCGAAGUGGACACUACGUGGGUCGACCUCUGUAAUGUUAUCGAUCUGACAGUGCCGACAAAAUCCAUAACCCCCAGCUUCUCCACAUACAACAUCGCCAGAUUUCACAGCCUCGAGGUCCGUUUUUGCUUAUGUCUCGGAGGUCACAAGAAUAGAAUGGUGUUGCGUCGAGUUCCGAUUCAAGUGUUGCCACAGACCAGCGGAGAGUUGGCAAAACGACUGAAUGAGGGUCUGGAGGCAGAUGACGCACAUGGCUGUGGCUUAUUGGGCCUUCAAUGGCGGGGGAGGGAGGAGGCACGCGCGGCAUUGGUGUAUGAUGGUUGGACCUUCAUGGCUGACGUCGAUGACGAUCUGUACCCAGCGUUUCCCCCGCCUGCUUAUGCUCCUUAG